AUGGCAACUCAUUCGAAAACUUAUCAGGACUUUUUGGAAAUGGGGAUGAGUCAAUUGAAGGAUUUUUUAACUGUUAGAGGCAUAUCUAUAAGUGGUUAUUGUGAAGGUAUGUCUAUCCCCUCAUUUGCAAAGUUAUCAGUGUCUGGUAUUGUAAAUGACAUUAUACGAAAAGAUCUAAAAGAUUCAAACGAAGACAAGAUAACCAUUCUGUUGCAAAGAUUGUGUUUUUCUGCAGAGGAUGUAGCCAGCAUUGAAAAAAUGACACGUGGACAGGUUGAUACAGUUUCAUGGAUUGAACAUCGAAAGGGUCGGUUAACAGCUUCACAACACCAUGAAUACUACACGAAGGUUAAUGCAAUUGCUCAUGUCAAAGGUGCGUUAUAUCCCAAAAUAACACCCCUUGCAGCCGAUAUCAUUCUGAACCAUUUGGAGAAAGUGGAUGCAGUAAGAUGGGGCAAAGAUCAUGAGAAAGAGGCCCUUAAAGCAUUUUAUGCACAUGAAGCUACCAAGCAUGAUAAAUUUAAGUUGGAAAGUGCAGGGUUAUUUGUGGACAAAGAUCGAGCCUACAUAGGAGCGUCACCUGAUAGUGUUGUGUACUGCAAGUGUCAUGGCAAAAGUGUUAUUGAAAUUAAAUGCCCAUACAACAUAAGAAGUGAAAAUGUUACAGAAAACUUUCAGAAAUGUGUAUUUAAUGAUUUUGAAUAA
Lottia gigantea (owl limpet) is the source of this 705-nucleotide messenger RNA. RefSeq lists its product as hypothetical. The record is from RefSeq and is a predicted model, not a curated record. The transcript has 2 exons. Lineage: Eukaryota; Metazoa; Mollusca; Gastropoda; Lottiidae. Bases 1 to 705 code for a protein of 234 amino acids.